Lathyrus oleraceus (garden pea) is the source of this 2475-nucleotide messenger RNA. RefSeq names its product zinc finger BED domain-containing protein RICESLEEPER 2-like. Gene Ontology annotation, molecular function: DNA binding; protein dimerization activity. The transcript has 4 exons. The record is from RefSeq and is a predicted model, not a curated record. Lineage: Eukaryota; Viridiplantae; Streptophyta; Magnoliopsida; Fabales; Fabaceae. The coding region runs from base 1 to 2475 and encodes 824 amino acids.
AUGAGCAACCUAAAGCGACCAACACGAGUUGAUUUGGAAUGGAAAUUUCAGAUUCUGUUCUUAGGGCUCAUGUUCGUAACUGAGAGAGGAAGAGAGUUCAUUCAUGCUCAUGUGUUUGUAUCUAUGAGAGACGAAGUGAGAGAGUUGGAAUUGAUAGAGAAAAAGAUAAGAACUUUGAUUCUUAUUGAAAUUGAAAAUCUGUUGCAAGCAAAUCGAAGAAGUUUGAAGCACUUUAAAGGUAUUUCUUAUCCAAAUUCAUAUGUCACAAGGCACAUAGGCAACAAACUGGUCUAUGAAGAACGUGAUUACAAUGUCAAUACUGAACAAAAAACAUUCCAUGAUUUAUUUCAUUCACUUACAGAUAUGUCAUACAGUACCUCACUUGAAUCAUUGGGAGAUUCACAAUCACCACCAAAAGAUGGAGAAAAGUGUUUAAAUGUAUUGAAUCCUAUCAUUGAUUUAAAUGCAAAUACUAAUGAAGAACCACUAACAAAUGAAUCAACAUCGGGAAAUGAAGUUGUGAAUGAAGAAAAUGUUGAGAGCAGUGGCAUUGUUAUUCAAAAGUCCAAGAGGCAGAAAACUUCUCUAGUUUGGGAUCACUUCAAAAAAGUGGAAUUAAAGAAUGGAAAAAAAUGGCAAUGUAUACACUGUAAAAACAAUUAUUCUGUUGUUGCUAGUGGAUCAACCAGUCAUUUGAUGAGGCAUUUAAAACAAACAUGUCAUGUUUACAAGAAGCUAGUAGCACAACAAAAAAAAUUAAACUUUCAGCCAGCAAAAAGCAAGAUUGAUGAGAAGCUUUCUGGACCACUACUAAUGAAUUCAGGAGGUAAAUAUGACCAUGAAAGACAACGAGAAGCCACCGCACAUUGGAUUAUGAUACAUGAACAUGCAUUUAGUAUUGUUGAGGAAGAAGGUUUUCAUUUUAUGAUGAAGUGUUCUAAUAUUUCAUAUGAGAAAAUUAGUCGGAAGACAUUGAAGAAUGAUUGUAUUGCUGUUUAUGAAGCUGAAAGAAAAAAGUUGAAGUCUACUUUAAGGACAGUAAAUAAGAUUUGUUUGACCACUGAUUUAUGGAAGUCACAAAAUCAGAAGAUAGAAUACAUGGUGUUAACUGGCCAUUUCAUUGAUGCUGAUUGGGUUUUGCAGAAACGCAUUCUUAGUUUUGUUCAUGUUCCUUCUCCUCGGCGUGGUCUUAAAGAUUUGGGUAUUGAAAAUAAAAUAUUUAGUGUGUCAGUGGAUAAUGCACAUUACAACGAUAGAUGUUUGAAAGAGUUAAAAGUUCUGAUUUUAAGGCACCGGAAAUUAGUGUUAGAUGGAAAGUUAUUUCAUGUGCGUUGUUGUGCGCAUAUACUAAAUUUGCUUGUUCAAGAUGGUAUUGGGAAAAUAGCAAAAAUAGUUGAAGACGUGCGUGAAAGUGUGAAGUUCAUCAAUCAGUCUGAAGCAAGGUUGCAAACAUUCUCACAAAUAGUUCAACAACUAAAGCUUGGUGGUAAAAAAUUAAUUCUUGAUUGUCCUACUAGUUGGAACUCCACCUAUCAAAUGUUGUCAGUUGCAAUGCAGUUCAAAGAAGUCUUCCCUCGUUUUCAAGAUCGAGAACCAAGCUAUACAACUCUUCCAGAUGAUGAUGAUUGGGAAAAGGUUGAAAAAGUUUCCAAGUUGCUAGAGGUAUUUAAUGUUGUUACAAAUAUUAUUUCAGGUAGUGAAUAUCCAACUGCUAACUUAUAUCUUGCUGAGGUAUUUCGAAUCAAACUAGUUUUAGAUCAAGCUAUCCAAGAUGAAUCUGAUUUUAUGAAAGAAAUGGCAAAAGAGAUGAAGGGAAAAUUUGACAAAUAUUGGAGCCAAUGUAAUCUUGUUAUGUCGCUUGCUUCUGUUUUGGACCCUAGGAUCAAAAUGAUGGGUGUUAACAUGUGUUUUCCCUUAAUUUAUCCGGAAGUUGAAGCUAGAAAAAAUAUAGAAAAUGUGUGUAUCGCGCUUGAUGAUAUGUACAAAGAGUAUGCUGAGAUACUUAGUAAGCAUAGUGAAGAAGGAUCUAGUAGAAGUGGUGUUGAUCAAAAUGGGCUUAUUUUGGAGUCACAAAAAUCCUCAUGGUGGUCAUUGUUAAUGAAUUAUGUCGAAGAACAACAAGCAAUUCCUGUUGUAAAAUCUGAAAUUGAAGAGUAUUUGAAUGAGCCAACUUACAAACCUAAAGAUAACGGCCAUAUGUCAUUUUGUGCCUUGGAAUUGUGGAAAUUGAAUUGUGGAAAAUAUAGAGUGUUGUCCCAUAUGGCAGCAGAUGUUCUUGCCAUUCCAAUAUCUACUGUGGCUUCGGAGUCAACCUUUAGCGCCGGAGGGAGAGUUAUCGAUUCAUUUCGAACUUCUUUAAGUUCAUCUAUUGUCGAAGCUUUAAUUUGUGGUGGUGAUUGGCUUCGAAUAUUGCAUGGAAUUAGGAACAAACCUAAGGUGGAGCAAGUGCAAACAGAAAUUACAUUAUUCCCUUGA